Messenger RNA from Rotaria sp. Silwood2, 423 nucleotides. NCBI's taxonomy places the organism in Eukaryota, Metazoa, Rotifera, Eurotatoria, Philodinida, Philodinidae. The record is from the annotation of a GenBank genome assembly.
AUGAUACUCAUCAUUUUCUUUGUAACUGUCUCUCUUGUUUUCACACAAUCCCCAUCAAUACAACCGCCGCCAGGUUUUGGUCCACCACCAAGUCACUGUCGUCCGCUGACCGACUGCAAUUUAGUGUGCCCGUAUCUCUUUCGUUUUGGAAAAGAUGGAUGCGAAAUCUGUCAAUGUCGUUCAUCACCAUGCAUCAACGAAACAGCGAUUCUACCCAACGUAGAAUGUGAUCGUACACAAAACGGACCCAAAUGUCCUUCGACUCAUGAUUGUGUUGUACCACGCGGUCGUCCACCUCGGCCUCCUUCAACUGGUGCGGUCUCUACUACUCGACCGCCACCGCCACCGGCAACAACACGCGGCGUUUGCUGUAUUCAUGUUGAUUUCGCAGCUUUGGGAUUACCACCACCACAAAAUCAAUAG